This is a messenger RNA of Aspergillus puulaauensis, 4971 nucleotides long. RefSeq names its product putative ABC bile acid transporter. The record is from RefSeq and is a predicted model, not a curated record. The coding region runs from base 1 to 4971 and encodes 1656 amino acids. The transcript has 2 exons. Lineage: Eukaryota; Fungi; Ascomycota; Eurotiomycetes; Eurotiales; Aspergillaceae. Gene Ontology annotation, molecular function: ABC-type peptide transporter activity; ATP binding; ATP hydrolysis activity. Gene Ontology annotation, biological process: transmembrane transport. Gene Ontology annotation, cellular component: fungal-type vacuole membrane; fungal-type vacuole.
AUGAUCCCGCAAUGCGACGGGCCCGUAUGGGCAAUCGAUGAUCUUUCUCGCUGUUUUCAACGCAGAUAUUUGCAAGAAAUCUUACCGCUUUCCGCAUGUGCCGUUUCGCUUCUACUGAUCGUGACCCGCGUUGCCUAUCAUUAUGUCUUCUCACGAAAGAGCUUCUCAUACACACUUCUCCCGAGCGAUGAUGCUGGAAAUACACAGGAUUCAAGGGAAGCCGAAGACCUGGCGGAGGAGUCGGACCCAAUGCUCCUCAAAGCCGCCCGACUUGAGCAGCCGCAUUUCGAGCUCGACCGCCCCCGCGGCGAGAUCGCCUUCGUUGCCUUGGAAGCUGCGGCUUUAGUUGGAGAGGUCGUCGUGCUUGUGCUGGUUCUGUCGUCAGAUGCCUGGGGCCACGAUGGCCGUGUUUCGGCUGUGGCUCGGUUGACUUCCUGGAGUUAUCUGCUGUUCCUGGUUCUGGUACGACUGCUCCUCUCGGUCCGCCAUCUGCAUUCGUCGGCUAGACUCUGGAACCAUACGGCUACACUCUAUGGACUACAGUGGCUAUUCACUGUAUUCGUGUUCCGGUCGUCCGUCAUUCACCCUAUAUCGAAGCGCGGCAUGACUUUAUCCGCGAUCGAAUUCUCGUUGUCGAGCUUCCUUCUGCUGCUCGCUUUAACUACGCGGAGAGGAAACAAAUCCGUUCUAGUUCCUCAUGAGGAAGGGUUGGAACCCGCCAGGCAUCCACUUGCGAGCUUACUGUCCUUGGCGACGUUUUCUUGGUUGGACCCGCUCAUUCUCAAGGGCUAUCGACAAGCGCUCGAGUUGGAAGACGUCUGGAAUCUGACCGCGUCGCAAAAGGCUUCUACGGUUCUGGAGGAUUUCCGUCGGAAACAGUACAAGGGCCCUUUGGUAGUCAAGCUGCUGCGCUACUUUUCUGGUACUAUUUUGAUACAAGGUGCAUGGACUAUAUUCUCCAACCUAUUCACAUACUUGCCCACUCUUCUUCUUAAGGCUAUCCUGGAGUAUGUCGAGGAUCCGAGAUCAACCACGCGAAAUGCCGCCUGGCUGUAUGCCGUGCUUCUGUUUGUAUCAGCAGCUACGCAGGGUAUUGCCGACGGGCAAUCUCUCUGGAUCGGUCGCCGGAUGGGCGUGAAGCUUCGCGCCAUUAUAAUCGGUGAGAUCUAUGCCAAGGCGCUGAGACGAAAGGCCGGACCCUCGACCGAUGCAGCUGCAAAUGCAAGUGAUGAAAAGGUUCCCGACAAAAAGAAGCGACGCUUCCUCUCUUUUGGCCGUAAGAAGAAGAAGGCCGCCACCGACCCGGAGAACGAUACCUCCAACAAGAAGGAGUCUGUGGAAGACGUUGAUGCAUCUGCCAAUAUCGGAACCAUCAUCAACCUUAUGGCCAUCGAUUCUUUCAAGGUUAGCGAAGUGGGUGCCUAUCUACACUUUCUCUGGGCCAGUGUGCCCACGCAGAUUAUCAUUGCGGUUACUCUUCUAUAUAGCUUGCUGGGUUUCAGUUCUUUCGCUGGUAUCAUCAUGAUGGUUCUCAUGCUUCCCAUUAACCUGAUCAUCGCCAAGAAGUUUUCGAAGCUGCAGAACCAAAUUCUGAAAGGAACCGACGCGCGCAUUCACUCGACGAACGAGAUUCUUCAGAAUAUUCGCAUCAUCAAGUACUUUUCAUGGGAGGAACGAUUCCAGGACAUUGUAAACGAAAAGCGCCGAGCUGAACUUCGAGCUUUGAAGUACCGCUAUGUUCUCUGGUCUACUGCAGCUACCAUUUGGUAUGGGACACCGAUUAUGAUCACCUUCGCCUCGUUCUUCCUCUACACUGUGGUCGAAGGGAAGAAAUUGACCCCCUCUAUUGCGUUCCCGGCCCUUUCCAUGUUCUCUCUGCUCCGUAUCCCUCUGGACCAGCUCGCCGACAUGGUGGCGCACGUGCAGGAAUCGAAGGUUUCCCUGGAUCGUGUUGACAAAUACCUCAACGAAGACGAAACAGAUAAGUACAAGCAGCUAGCAGAUGAGGACGCCUCGGAGCCUAGGAUUGCCCUGGAAAAUGCCACCCUCACUUGGGGAACCGGCAAGAAGAAUCAAAAUGGCGAGCAAGACGAGACCUUCCGUUUAAUCGACGUCGACGUGGAGUUUUUAAUCGGAAAGUUGAACAUCAUUGCUGGUCAGACUGGCUCAGGGAAGACAUCUUUGUUGAUGGCUUUACUGGGAGAAAUGAAGCUUCUGGAAGGAAGGGUUUAUCUGCCUGGGGGCACAGCUAACCGAGCCGAGUUGCCCGUUGAUCCCCGUACAGGUCUCAUUGAGAGCGUGGCUUACUGUGCGCAGGAAGCAUGGCUUGUCAACGACACCAUCAAGGAAAACAUCACCUUUGCCUCCCCGUUUGACGAGUGCCGUUAUAAUGCCGUGAUCAAGGCCUGCGCUUUGGAGCGUGAUUUGCAAAUUUUGGAUUCGGGUGAUGAAACCCUUGUUGGAGAGAAGGGCAUUGGUCUGUCCGGUGGACAAAAGCAGAGAAUUUCUCUUGCCCGUGCCAUCUACAGCAAGGCCCGUCACAUUCUUCUGGAUGAUUGUCUCAGCGCUGUUGACUCACACACUGCCAAACACAUCUUCCGAGAGGCACUGAGUGGCCCUCUGAUGAUGAACCGGACUUGUAUUCUUGUGACCCACAAUAUUGCCCUGACUGCUCCUUAUGCCGACUUGAUCGUUGCCGUUGAUAAUGGUAAGAUUAGCUUCAAUGGCCGACCAGACGAGCCGGGGGCUUCCAAGGCUCUUGGUGAGGAACUCAUCAAGUCACGGCCCGGGUCUCGGGCUAGCUCUACUCCCGCUCGAUCUCGCAGACCCUCCGAUCUCGCCCUCGAUACUCACGCUACUAAUGGUACAACUAACGGAACUCCCGGUAAAACGGUCCAAAAAUCAGCUACAGCCAAGUCUAGGUUGGCAGAGGCGAAGUCUGUUGGCAGCAUCAAAUGGCCAAUCAUCAAGAUGUAUCUUCUCGCCAUGGGGCCCUGGUAUUACUGGGUGGUUGCGGCCGUUGUCUUUACUCUGCAGCAACUCGGCUCUGUGUCGACCAACAUCUGGAUUCGACAGUGGGCAAACUCGUAUGGGACUGACGAGGUCAAAGUUGAUAACGAGGGUACCUAUGCUGCUAUGUCCCAAUUCAAGCUCCCGUCGUUCAACGUUCUCAGUGUCCCACGUUCUUUUAGCCUAGCGCCUCAGCUUGGUACGCAGGCGACGGACUCUGGCAACGAUGUGAACGUCACGUACUACCUUGGUAUUUAUGCUCUGCUAGGUGUCCUCUACAUCGCCAUCUCGGCAACCAGGGAAGGUGUACUGUUUUGGGGCUCCUUGCACGCGUCUCGCAAAAUCCACAAGCGUCUUCUCAAGACAGUCAUGCACGCCAAGUUCAAGUUCUUCGAUUCGACACCACUUGGUCAGCUCAUGAACCGGUUCUCCAAGGACGUUGAAGCCAUUGAUCAAGAAGUUGCGCCUGUCGCGAUUGGUGCGCUCCACAGUUUGGCAUCCGUCAUUAUGAUUGUGAUUUUGAUCUCGAUCAUCACCCCUGGAUUUUUGGUGGCCGCCGUUUUCAUCACAAUGGUCUACUUCGCCCUGGGAGCCGUGUAUCUGAACGCGUCUCGUGAUAUGAAGCGUCUGGAGUCCGUCCAGCGGAGCCCGUUGUAUCAACAAUUCGGUGAGACACUUAACGGUAUUGUGACUAUCCGCGCUUACGGCGAUGGCCCGAGAUUCCUUGUCGACAACCACCAGCGUAUUAAUUCCUACAAUCGACCUCACAUCUAUCUCUGGGCUGCGAAUAGAUGGCUUGCGUUCCGUGUUGAUAUCACCGGAGCCCUGGUGUCCUUUGUGACCGCGUCGUUUAUCCUAUUGAACAUUGGAAAAAUUGAUGCAGGUGCCGCGGGUCUUUCCCUGACAUACGCGGUGACAUUCACGGAGAACGUCUUGUGGUUGGUUCGUCUCUACUCCGAGGUUCAACAAAGCAUGAACUCUGUCGAGCGAGUUAAGGAGUACCUAGAUGUGGAACAGGAAGCGCCUCCAGUCAUCGAGGAUGCACGGCCGCCUGCCGACUGGCCUACUCACGGCACUGUCCAGUUUUCCAGUUAUACCACUCGAUACCGCACCGACCUUGAUCCAGUGCUGCGCGAAGUCUCAUUUACAGUGCAGUCAGGAGAAAAGGUUGGAAUUGUUGGUCGUACUGGUGCCGGAAAGAGUUCUCUUGCCCUCGCUCUUUUCCGCGGCCUGGAGGCUGAGAAUGGACAAAUCAACAUCGAUGGCGUAGACAUUGGCAGUAUUGGAUUGAAGGACUUGCGAGAAGCCAUUACUAUCGUUCCUCAAGACCCGACUCUCUUUACUGGAACGAUCAGAAGUAACCUGGAUCCGUUUGGUCACUUUACCGACGAGCAAAUCUUCACUGCCAUCCGCCGUGUGCAUCUAAUCAGCUCCGGGACCUCUGGCACGGCGACACCGAUGACGGCCAGCACUUUGACCCUCUGCUCGACCCCCACGUCUGAAACUAACGCAGCUCCUGGCCCUAUCCUCGACAACAAGAACAUCUUCCACAACCUCGAGAGCCCUGUAUCCGAGUCUGGUUCCAACCUGUCCCAAGGCCAACGACAACUGUUGUGCCUUGCCCGAGCUCUCCUCAAGAACCCCAAGGUCCUGAUGAUGGACGAAGCCACCGCCUCUAUUGACUAUACAACAGACGCCAAGAUCCAAGAGACCCUCCGUGAGCUCCGCGACAACACAAUCAUCACCAUCGCUCAUCGUUUGCAAACAAUCAUUGACUACGACAAGGUCCUGGUCCUUGACCACGGCCAGGUGGUCGAAUUCGACCAUCCCUGGACUCUUGUCAACAAGAACGGCGGCCUUUUCCGCAGCAUGUGCGAGAACAGCGGAAACAUGGAUACGUUACUGGACCUGGCGAAGAAGGCGUGGGACCAGAAGCGCUUCGUUUUUGAUGAUCAUGCUUAG